UUGAUAACUUUUACAUUUCCGUACUCCUCUCUGACAUCCGAAUGAGGCGCUUUUUCGUGUGACGCAUGGUGUUUUGCUUUUAAAAAAUCAUCAUGGGCUCCUUAAUUAAGCUAAAAAACAUUAAAUCUCCAUUUUUUCAACAAAUCCAACAAAAAAAUUUCCACACAACAACUUCUCUGAUGGAAAUUCGGAAGUUAUCGAGACUCCGGGUAGUUGACAACAGCGAAAUUGGGCGUCAGGCAAUGACGGAAGGCAAACCGCCGCGCGUUAUUCACGUCUACAACAAAAAAUCCGUGGGCAUGAUCGGCGACAAAGUCAUGGUUGCUAUCAAAGGACAGAAGAAAAAAGGCAUUUUGGUUGGUUUGAAGCAAAUUCAGAACCCAAAAGUACCGAAAUUCGACACAAACAACAUCGUACUGAUCGACGACAAUGGCACGCCGUUGGGAAAUCGCAUCCAAGUCCCCAUCCCGAUGAUUCUGCGGACAAUUUUGAAGGAAAGAACCCAAGCCAAAGGCGCCGAUUACACAAAACUCCUCGGAAUUGCAAGUAAAUUCGUGUGAAAAAACGUUUAUUAGGUGAAAAAAAAUAAAAUUUAGUCUCGUGUACAGUCAAAAUUUUUCCAAUACUCUGCAAA
Messenger RNA from Culicoides brevitarsis, 634 nucleotides. It is a transcript of the gene mRpL14, whose product is annotated as large ribosomal subunit protein uL14m. Gene Ontology annotation, biological process: translation. The record is from RefSeq and is a predicted model, not a curated record. Gene Ontology annotation, molecular function: structural constituent of ribosome. The transcript is spliced from 2 exons. NCBI's taxonomy places the organism in Eukaryota, Metazoa, Arthropoda, Insecta, Diptera, Ceratopogonidae. Gene Ontology annotation, cellular component: mitochondrion; ribosome. The coding region runs from base 93 to 560 and encodes 155 amino acids.